Messenger RNA from Triticum urartu, 1120 nucleotides. Its product is annotated as Co-chaperone GrpE family protein. Gene Ontology annotation, molecular function: protein homodimerization activity; adenyl-nucleotide exchange factor activity; protein-folding chaperone binding. Lineage: Eukaryota; Viridiplantae; Streptophyta; Magnoliopsida; Poales; Poaceae. The record is from RefSeq and is a predicted model, not a curated record. Gene Ontology annotation, biological process: protein folding. Gene Ontology annotation, cellular component: chloroplast.
AUCUGGGGUGCACCGUACAAUUCCACGCCGCGUUUUCUGCACUUUCCAGACAGCACGGAAGCAAAACGAUAGAGGCGUAUCCACUAUGGCGGCAACCUACUGCGCCUACCCCGCCGCCGCCGCCGCCGCCGCCGCAAACCCUACCAGACGCCGCCUGCAAACCCUAACCGCGCCGGGCGCCCUACCUGCUGCUCGGAAACCCAGCCGCCAACCCCCCACCUUCCUCUCUUUCCGGCGCCCCAAUGCAGCGCUGCCGCCGCUCCGCGUCGCUGGCGCUGACCCGCAGGUUGUAAAUGGCGAAGAUUUCCCUCCUAUGAAUGACCUAAUUCGACUAUACAAGAAAGCCUUUCUAGAUGGAAACGAAGAUGUUGUUAGUGACAUCGAGAAGGCAAUCACUAGCAUGGAGGAAGAGAGAAGUAAAGCAGCUUCUCAGUUUGAAAGUAUCACAGCUGAAAUAGCUUCAGGGAAGAAUAAGUUUCUUCGCUUAAAUGCUGAUCUAGAGAAUUUUCGGAAGCAGACUGAAAAGGACCGUGCAAAGUUUACAUCGAAUAUACAAGUGGAACUUGUACAGAGUCUGUUGCCUCUGGUUGACAGCUUUGAGAAAACAAAUGUAGAGAUCACCCUAGAGACUGAGAAAGAGCAGAAGAUUAGCGCAAGCUAUCAAGGCAUAUACAAGCAAUUAGUAGAAACACUGAAAAACUUAGGCGUAGGGGUUGUGGAAACUGUUGGCAAGCCAUUUGAUCCAGUGGUUCAUGAGGCUAUCGCGCGUGAAGAAUCCACAGAGUUCAAGGCAGGCAUCGUCUCACACGAAGUCCACCGAGGGUUCCUUCUGAGGGAGAGGGUGCUAAGGCCUGCCGCGGUGAAGGUCUCUAAUGGUCCUGGUGACCAAAACGUGAGCUCCACAUCUUCGGAGGAGCCUGUGGAGGAUACCAAAGAGGAUGCUGCUGUGUGAAUCCGCCAGAAACCUGGCGCCAACAUUUACCAAGUCGUUGUAGCUGGAGCACCAUUGUUUGGGAGCUCUCGUUGUACUGUUAAUAUGGAGCAGAGUCAUUUAUGAGAAUGUACACCUAUGGUGAUCUGCAACUUUGCAAGUAUCCUAAAGAAUUUUACUUUGGUGCAA